AUGUUGGCAGUUUAAAUGUUAUCUCUUCAUUUUCUGGUAUUCAGUGCAUGGGUAAGUUCUCUCUCCAUGGGGAUGAUUUUCUUUUGCUGCCCAAUAGUCAGCAUCUUCACAGACAUAUUUGGUUGUCGGAAAACAGCUGUUGUGGGUGCUGCUAUUGGAUUCAUUGGACUCAUGUCCAGUUCUUUUGUAAGUUCCAUCGAACCUCUGUACCUCACCUACGGAAUCAUAUUUGCCAGUGGCUGCUCCUUUGCGUACCAGCCUUCCUUGGUCAUUUUGGGCCACUAUUUCAAGAAGCGCCUCGGACUGGUGAAUGGCAUUGUCACCGCGGGCAGCAGUCUCUUCACAAUUUUGCUGCCUCUCCUUUUAAGGGUUCUGACCGAAAACUUGGACCUCUUUUACACACUGAGAAUCCUCUGCAUCUUCAUGUUCGUUCUCUUUCUGGCUGGCUUUACGUACCGGCCUCUUGCGCCCAGCGUCAGAGCUAAAGAGAGCGGAGUCAAAGGAGGCAACAGAUCCCUCUUUUCCAAAAGAAAGUUCAAUCCUCCCAAAAAAAUUUUCAAUUUCGCCAUCUUCAAGGUGACAGCGUAUGCAGUGUGGGCCGUGGGAAUCCCGCUGGCGCUUUUUGGAUACUUCGUGCCUUACGUCCACUUGGUGAAACAUGUGAACGAAAGGUUUAAAGAGGAAACCAACAAGGAGGUGGUUCUCAUGUGCAUUGGCAUCACGUCGGGAGUUGGACGGCUGCUCUUCGGCCGGAUUGCAGACUACGUGCCUGGCGUGAAGAAGGUUUACCUACAGGUGCUCUCCUUCGUCUUCAUUGGUCUGAUGUCCAUGAUGAUUCCCUUGUGCAAUGUCUUCGGGGCCCUCAUCGCCGUCUGCCUCAUCAUGGGCCUCUUCGAUGGAUGCUUCAUUUCAAUUAUGGCCCCCAUUGCCUUUGAGUUAGUUGGUGCCCAGGAUGUUUCCCAAGCAAUUGGAUUUCUGCUCGGAUUCAUGUCUAUACCCAUGACUGUGGGGCCACCUAUUGCAGGGUUACUCCGUGAGAAGCUGGGUUCCUAUGACGUGGCAUUCUACCUCGCUGGGGUCCCUCCCCUUAUUGGAGGUGCUAUCCUUUGCCUUAUCCCAUGGAUCCAUAGUAAGAAGCAAAGAGAGAUCAAUAAAACCACUGCAGGAGAAAAGAUGGAGAAAAUGCUGGAGAACCAGAACUCUCUGCUGUCAAGUUCACCUGGGAUCUUGAAGAAAGAAUCUGACUCUGUUAUUUAAUGUCUUCUAUCCCUCCACCAGACUGGAUUUGCUUUCAGAAGUUUAAGCAAGUUUUCCUUUUAUAUAAAUUGCAAAUUAUUUUUUUAAUCACAUCCUAAGAAUAGCACAAUAAUGGGAAAUAGAACAUUUAUUACUACAAGAACCAUUUCUGCCACCGAAUAGCUGUCUAACAUUUCCAUGAGUCUGAGGACAGAAACUCUGGUCCAUGAAAACAUCUCUGGAAGUUAAAUAUUAUGAGAAUUUGAUCUAUCUCAGUAGAUAGCAACUUUGGAAACUGUGAAUGCUAUUUAGCUUCUACAAAUAUUUAAAAAUACCUCAAGCUAUACUGAAAAGGUUGUAAUUUGGUUAGACUGGAAAUAUUGUUUGUUGCCUCACAUGCUGUUUUUAGUUCUGGUAUCUAUCUAGAUUUUAAUUUCUUUUGCUAUUUGGAGACUUUUUACAAAAUUUAAGUCUGGCUUCUAGAUAAUGUGCGAGCUACCUAAACCUCAAGUGUGUGUGAAAGUUGCUUUCCCUGCUGUCAAGUAGGCCCUGACAUGAAGGCGUUCUGACUUGCCCUAGUGUCAGAGAUCUUUUUGGAGCAAAUGCUAGCACUGUAUUCAGAACCAGUAUGUGAGAUUCCUGGUCGUAAGGGCAGAGCAGCUUCAUUUACAUUUCUUCCCUAUGGCUUUGUAGUGUUUUACUGGAGUAGCCAGAAAUGCUCCAAAUUUCUGAAUUUGUUUAAAUUAUAACAAUAAAGAAAAAUAGAAUGAAUGAAAGAUACUCUAGCAGUUUUAACAUAAAAUAUUUCUGGCUUCUGAAUUUGUUAGCACUGGGACCCAGUAUUUAAACAAAGCCUUAUUGAGCAUGUUGUCAAGUUGCAGUUUCAGGCACAGUGGGGGAAAAGAUCUUGGUGUUUGUAAAGGAAACAUCUAUUUCUGAUAGACACAGUUGCUGACAUUGGUUUAUGAAAUUAAUGGGUCGUGAAAGGUUAGAAGCAUUUAUAAAGAGAAACAACUCCUACAUUUCCAAAACUUUCUGGCAGAAAUUUGCAUUUGUAUGUAUUUCGCCUAGUGUGUUCCCCAUUAACAUUCUUAGUACUUUUUUCUAUUUAUACACAGACAAUUGAAAGCAAGCUAUUAGAGUUUAAGUACCUAAAAUUAAAACCAAAUCAUGCCAUGACCCAUGCUCAUCUACAAAACACAGAACACUUUCCUCAUCCCUGAAGUUAUACAUUUUUGUUAUUUAGGUGUUUAAAAAUUAAUAAUAUGCAAAGUACAUUUAAAUCCUAAAUAUAGAUGUUUAUUAGAUCUUCCUCAAAUGUAGCUUGUUCACCUGGGAAGAAUGUUGUUGUUGUUGUUUUAUGUGGGUUUUUUUUUUGAGAGAGAGACAUCAAUUUGUUGUUUGACUUAUUUAUAUACACUCAUUAGUUAAUUCUUGUGUGUGCCCUGACCGGGGGUUGAACCCACAACCUUGGUGUAUAGGAUGGCACUCUAACCAACUGUGCUACCUGGCCAGGAUGAGUGUUGUCCUUUUCUAAAGCACCUCGAGGACCCCCCUGUUUCUAAGUUCUUUGUAAGGAAAGAAAGUUAGUCUAUUAUCUCCUUACUUUACUUUUCAGCUACUGUUGUUUCUGGAAGGCAACGCACUUCCAUUCCUUGUCUCUAGCUGAGGAUGGAGAUGCCUGGAAAGCACAUGGACUUAGAACUGAUGGAGAGCAGGGAGGUGUGGCACUCAGAAGGUGGGAGGAGAGUGAGGCUGUUCAUUAAACGGCGAGAAAACACAAUAAUUUUCCUUUCAGAAUCAACUUUCUUAUCUGCAGCCUUGAAAGUUCAACGUCUAUAAACACUAAAUGUAGAAUUUGUUUUUAAUAGGAUUUUAAAUAAUUUUGAUUGUGAAGACAUUCAACAACUUACUGUGGCCAUACACACAGUUGCAACUUACUCCUUCAAAAUGUCCAUAUUUCAUAUUCAGGGACUUCGUAAUUUGUUUUUUGGAAGGUUCUGUUACAAAGAAAAGGAAAAACCCUACAUUUGAACACACUGCCCUUUUAUGUUCUUAUUUUAAACUUUUCGAAAAUGACUUAGAAAUGAUAAUGUAAUAAAUUAUCUGGUUUUUCAUUUAUUCAUGCCCAAUUAUAAAAGCAUAAUUUCCUCAUUAUCAAUGCUUUUGAGAUCAGCAAAAACAUAAAACUAAGACCAAUCAUCAUGCCUGCCAUUAUAAAUAUUUUUUAGUUUUUAUAAGACUCCUGGUACUCCCCACCUGCAAUUGUACAGAAAGAAUAAUUCUAAAAUAGAAUAUUUACUCUGUAAAGACCUCCAAAGUGCUUUUCCUUUCAAAAUUUGGCUGAUUUUAGGGGAAAUAAAAUGUAAUAAUCUGAAACUCAAAGACUUGAUCUUGCUUGAUUAGUUCUAAUAAAAGAGCAAAGUGACUUAAUAUUUAUAAUAAAACUUAGAUCUCAGAAUACUGCACACAUACUAUUUCACUUAUGUAGUUUUCAGUCUAAUGCAAUGAGUCAAACAGGAUCUAUAACACCAAGAAUUCUCCACCAUAAUUGAGUACUGUGCUGUAAUAAUAUAAAGUUAAAAAGAAAAAGUAUAAAAGGUAAGAUGUUAAAUUCCAUAAAAUGCAUAUUUAGUAAUAUGUUGUUUGGUACAAAAAGUUUUAAAAGUCUAAAGUUCUAAAAGUUCUACAAACUAAAAAAAUGAAAAAUACUAACAUUCAUAAAGAUUCAUGUUUCAGACAAAGAAAUAUUACUUUAAUCUUUUAGUUAAAGUAAAUCCUUUCCAAUUUCUGAAGUGUUACUAUUGUAAUAAAGUGAUGGGCCUAAAUUUUUCUUGGUUCAAUUCAGACACUUUUUUUGAGAGGAAAAGAAUAGAGUCAGAACUCUACUUUCUAGCACACCAUCCUAAUUCUGAUAGGAUCAGCAAAUUCUCACAUUCAAUAGGUUCUUGCAUUUGAGGCCAGCAGUUACAUAAGAAGGGGAGCAAUUACUAUUCCCCUUUACAGAAGCUCCGGGUCAGAUACACAGGUAACAGAUACCCAAAGAUCUUCCAGAAACAUUUUGGUUAAAUUUUAUUGCAGUGGAUAUUGUUGAGAUCCAUCCAUUUCAGUAAUAGACCCACCAAGUUAUUGAUACUUUAUUCAAAAUUUGUAAAUCUCUUUGAUCACAGUUGCAAUGCUUAGUCUAUGAUCCUACUACAAGACUUGUAAUUUCCACUGAAAAUUGCAUAGUGAUUGCAUUAAGCUUCCAAUUCUACUCAUAAACAGAAACAAGGCCUUGUUUGCAUUUCAUGAUCCAUAUGUUAUCUGAUUGUACAUACUUGCGGACGAUCACCUAGGCUCUGCCUAAGUAUUGAGAAACCUUUCAUGCUAUCAGUUUCAACUUCUCACACUUUUAAAGUAAACGCACACUUAGUUGUAAAGUAAAUUAUCUUUACUCUUUUCAUAUUAUCUUUAUCCUUAUCAUCCUUUUUCCCUUUUACUUCCUCCUAUCCUUCAAAACAUCUGCUGAAGAGUCUGUUAACAUCCUUGCUUAACUCUACUAGCUGCUCAGCUGCAGUACUUCCUGGUCCCUGUGGUUUCAGAGGCUGGAACCCCAUUCAAUUUGUGUGACCUGGAGAAUGGCUGGCUCUCAGUCAUCAACUUAGAGUUCUAAAGGUCUAAAUUAUGUGCUUAAAAUUUUGGGGGAAAUAAAUUUCAUAUAAUUGCAUCUUUGGUGUUAACAUAUAAAACUUUAUUUAAACGUUUAAGGUAAAUGCUUUGAGAGAAAAGAUUGUCGAGUUCUUAGCAUGAAUAUUUUUGGAGGACACAUUUUUUUUAACUUUGCUUUUGCUCUUCCUUUAAAGUUUUGCUAAAUCUUAGUCCUGAGAGCACAUCAUGGAGGAUGCCUUGGAUUCAGUGAGCCUUUCGGAUGCUGUUCCCUACGAACCUGCCUUAGGCGGGGUCACACUUGGUGAGCUUAGAGGCACAAGUGGAAAGUUUAAUUAGCUCCAAUUUUUAAAUAUGUAAACAAUUUAAAUAUUUAAAACUUAUUCAAACUCUUUAGAAAAUUCCUAACACUGACAGCUUUAUUGUGGCUGGUAUAAACAUUAAGGAGUACUUUCUAUAUUAGAUUAAAGGUUGUUGCUUUUUUCCAUAUGUGAAAAGUAAGAGGAAGUGAGCUUUACUGCUUUCUUUUUACAUCUAUAUUAUUUUUUAAUUUGAAAGAUUAAUGUUGUCUUGGCUAAUAGGAAAGUGCAUCAUCCAUAUAGUUUAAUGAACUCAGAAAAAAACUCAAACCUUUUGCUUUGUUUUUAAAACAAAAGAAGAAUUUGCCAUUCCUAAUGGUGAUGUGGUAAUCCAUAGAAGGCAGGCUUGCUACUUUACUGGUAAUCAUUAAUUCUGCUCAUAUUAUACUCACUGAUUUUUGUGGGUGAUUUGGUUUAAGGGAAAUAAAAAGACCAUCUCAAGUGGAGUUUGAGAAUGGUUCAGGGCGAAGAGUCGCAAGGUGGACAGCAACAAUAGGCAGCUCCCGGAUCACUGUUAUUUCAUAGCCGCAGCCUUGUUUAUCAGUUUACUUGUUGGCAGAGGCUAAUGCUUUGUUUUGUAAAUACAAUAGAGCAGCGGUUGCCAACCUUUCGGACCAGUGGUCCAUGGACCACCAGUUGGCGGUCCCUGCACUAGAGAGUGAUAGGUUACAGUCCUUAAGACUAAGGGGCCAAAUGCCUAUAGCUACAUGUGAAACCUGAACACAACUUAGAAGCACAAUUACUGAACUAUCAUAAAUGUGGACUUUAUCAGAUGACUUCUUCUGAGACAGUAAAGACCCAUGAAACAAUUCAUUGCCAUAUCUUUGACUCAAAGAAAUCUUGAAAUCUGGGACAUAGUGGUUUACCUAAUAGUUUACUAUACAUAGUCGUUUACUUAGCUUGCCCUUUUUUAAAUGAUCAAUAUUUAAGUAGUGAACAUUAAUCAUCUUGACCUCUAUACAUUCACAGAAAUCCUCCAUGGUAUUCUUGACAUCUAACAUAGGACUACCUCACUUGUGACACAGAAGAUUUCCAUUUUUUAUUAGUGUGUUGGGAAGACAUUGGGAAUGAAACGAAACCUUCCUAAGCACCUGAUCACAACGCUCACUUGACCCGGACAGUCCACCUACCUCAGCUUUCAGUGUCCAACCAAAAGCGUGGCUUAAUCCAUGCGUGCUUAGUCAGAAGGAAGCUAAUGGUGAUGCUGGGAUUAAAAGGCAAGGGAGUGCAAGUUGUUAAGGGGGUCAAAACAGUAAGAUUUCUUAAGUGCUUUGUUCUGAUAAAUGGAUAUAAAAGGAGUAUUAACUGAUGUGGCCGGUGGAUCAUCUAACAGGAAAAUGGAAGAAAUUUAUAACCUGUGUGUAAUAAUGAACACUUACUAAAAUGCUUUACCAGGGGCUUUGCAAUUAUGCCGGCAGCUUGAUGAGGAGGUCUUCUUUCCACUUGCGUUUUCUUUGGCAGGAAGAUGGAUGACCACUGACAACAGAUGCAUCUUGUGCCUUAGCCUUACAGCUUACAUGCUGAACUCCUGUAAAAGGCCCCCCUUUCCUCGUGGUAAUGAUGUUUUGUCCCACAGGAGUUUUUAAACGCUGUUGUUGUCUGUGUCUAUAGUUAGAAGUUGACCCACAAGUUCCCAAAUUAAUUAAAGACGUUCCUAGCCUUUCAGUAUGAGCGCUGUAAGAGGAGUAUUUUGGAGUUGAAUGUCGCAAAGCAUGUAAGUGAUAGGACCUAUCUACAUAAAAUAACAUUAAGAAAUCAAAGGAGAUAUGUGAUACUAUUUUGGAACCUCUGAUAUACAAGGUGGGG
Messenger RNA from Myotis davidii, 7049 nucleotides. RefSeq names its product solute carrier family 16 (aromatic amino acid transporter), member 10 (gene SLC16A10). The record is from RefSeq and is a predicted model, not a curated record. Gene Ontology annotation, molecular function: monocarboxylic acid transmembrane transporter activity. Gene Ontology annotation, biological process: transmembrane transport. NCBI's taxonomy places the organism in Eukaryota, Metazoa, Chordata, Mammalia, Chiroptera, Vespertilionidae. Bases 16 to 1257 code for a protein of 413 amino acids. The transcript has 6 exons.